CAACCAUCUGGAAUGGUGCAGCAACCGCCCAGCAUGGUGCAGCAACCAUCUGGCGCGGUGCACCAACUGCCUGGGAUGAUGCACCAACCAUAUGGGAUGGUGCAGCAACAGCCCAACACGAUGCAGCAACCAUCUGGCAUGGUGCAGCAACUGCCUGGGACGAUGCAGCAACCGCCUGAGGUGAUGAUGCAGCCGCUGCCGCAUUCAUUCCCCCCGACAACUUUCAUGCAACCACCCCAAGAUCAGCCUAAUACUCCGAAUGGUACCUCGGUUGAAUAUUCAACCGGUCAGGUGCUAGACAGACUGGAUGUCGGAGAACCGUGGGCGACUGGGUUGUUUGACUGUUUCCAAAAUCCAACAAAUGCCAUUAUUACAGCAUAUCUACCAUGUGUCACAUUUGGUCAGAUUGCCGAAGUCUUGGAUGAAGGAGAAAUGAAUUGUGCAUUGGGCGGUUAUAUCUACUUGGCAAUGAUGCCGGCCCUGUGUUCUCACUGGCUAAUGGGAUCAAAGUACAGAGCAAAGCUGAGGAGGAAGUACAAUCUAGUGGAAGCUCCUUUUCCGGACAUGGUUUCUCACAUGUUCUGUCCCUGUUGUGCCCUUGCCCAAGAGUUCCGUGAGCUCAAGAACAGAGGCCUCGAUCCCUCCCUAGGUUGGAAACAGAUACACAAGCAGCAAAUGGAGAAUCCUCCUCCGAGCCAAUCCAUGACGCGGUGAAAAAAUAAAACCAGUCGGAUCUGCAAUAUGUUGAAUUUUACGUCGUGGAGCCAUUUGUCCUAGAAAUAUCUUCUUGAAUGAAUGAACUUAUUUUGUUGAAA
Syzygium oleosum is the source of this 815-nucleotide messenger RNA. RefSeq names its product protein PLANT CADMIUM RESISTANCE 8-like. The transcript has 4 exons. NCBI's taxonomy places the organism in Eukaryota, Viridiplantae, Streptophyta, Magnoliopsida, Myrtales, Myrtaceae. The coding region runs from base 13 to 714 and encodes 233 amino acids. The record is from RefSeq and is a predicted model, not a curated record.